UUCGAAUAUCUUUUUCUUUUUGACACAAAUUUUUUUGGACCAAACUAGUCAUUUUCUUUAUUCCUUUAAAUAAAUUCGGCAAUCACACUACUCUAUAGCUCAAAGUCCUGAUCCUUUUUCUGCAAAAGUUCAGAAUUCACAACUCCUGCAUUUUCUUGUUUCCUUCUAAAUAUACCUGAAAAUCCUAUAGAGGAACUUUCUGUUCUUCCAAAUUUAUUGCCGUCCAAAUUGUUUCAGUUUCACUAUAUAUGCUCACUUUAUUCAACUUCUCCAUACAUGAAAUUUAUCUCUAAAUUUAGUAUUUGAAGAUAUUAAUUGACAAUGGAGUUUGGUUUGAUCAAUGCUGCUCUUCUUUCAUUUUUCUUCUUUCUUGGCUUCUGUUCUUCUGAAAAAGCUCCAAACUACUCAUUCAUGCACCAAGCAACUACAGCACCAGAGACUUCAUACUACGACUAUAUAAUCAUCGGCGGCGGCACCGCCGGCUGCCCAUUAGCCGCCACACUUUCUCAGAACUACAGCGUUCUUUUACUCGAACGCGGCGGUUCGCCUUACGGAAAUCCAAAUAUCACAAAUUUAUCUGCAUUCGGAUUAGUACUUUCUGAUCUCUCGCCAACUUCGCCUUCUCAGCGUUUCAUUUCCGAGGAUGGUGUCAUCAACGCGCGUGCACGCGUCCUGGGCGGAGGAAGCUGCUUAAACGCCGGGUUUUACUCACGCGCCGGCACAAAGUACGUGAACAGCGUGGGGUGGGAUGGUAAGCUGGUGAAUGAAUCGUAUAUUUGGGUGGAAAAUAAAGUGGCGUUUCAGCCGCCGGUUAAGCAGUGGCAAUCCGCCGUGCGCGACGGUCUUGUGGAAUCUGGGGUAUUGCCGUACAAUGGUUUUACAUAUGAUCAUAUAAAUGGGACUAAGGUUGGUGGCACUAUCUUCGACGCCGACGGCAGCCGCCACACGGCUGCCGAUCUUCUUGAGUAUGCUAACCCUAGUGGCAUCACUGUCCUUCUGCAUGCUUCUGUGCAUAAAAUCUUGUUCAAUACCAAAGGAGUGGCAAGGCCAAUAGCUCGUGGUGUAGUAUUUAGAGAUGCAUUAGGAAAGAAACACAAGGCCUAUUUGAAAAGAGGAGAAAUGAAUGAAGUAAUUGUUUCAUCUGGGGCCCUUGGGAGCCCACAAAUGUUAAUGUUAAGUGGGGUAGGCCCAUCAGCCCAAUUAAAGGCCCAUAAUAUCACUGUUGUAUUGGAUCAGCCCAAUGUUGGUCAAGGCAUGUCGGACAACCCAAUGAAUGCCAUUUUUGUACCUUCACCUGUCCCUGUUGAAGUCUCUCUCAUUCAAGUUGUUGGUAUUACUCACUUUGGCAGUUAUAUUGAAGCUGCCUCCGGCGAGAACUUCGCCGGCCAUGAAACUCAAAGUGAUUAUGGAAUGUUUUCCCCUAAGAUUGGGCAGCUAUCAACAGUGCCACCAAAACAAAGAACACCAGAAGCCUUGGAAAAAGCCAUAAAUGCCAUGAGUGAACUAGAUGAUGCAGCUUUUAGAGGAGGAUUCAUAAUAGAAAAGAUAAUGGGCCCAAUAUCCACUGGACACUUGGAGCUCCGAACCCGGAACCCGAAUGACAACCCAUCAGUCACCUUCAACUACUUCAAACAGCCAGAGGAUUUACAAAGAUGUGUAAAUGGGCUCAAAGUGAUUGAAAACAUAAUAGAAUCAAAAUCAUUCUCCAAAUUCAGAUAUGAUACACUUUCAAUACCAGCAUUACUCAAUUUGACAGCAGGUGCUCCAGUGAAUUUAUUGCCAAGACAUGACAAUGUUUCAGUGUCCUUAGAACAAUUUUGUAAGGACACAGUCAUGACAAUUUGGCAUUACCAUGGGGGGUGUCAAGUUGGAAGGGUGGUUGAUCAAGAUUAUAAGGUUAUUGGGAUUGGAAAAUUAAGGGUAAUUGAUGGUUCAACUUUUACUUACUCUCCUGGAACUAAUCCUCAAGCCACUGUCAUGAUGCUAGGAAGGUAUAUGGGAGUAAGAAUACUGAAUGAGAGACUUGCAAAAGAGAAGAGUCAUAUUAAUUAAUUGAUGAUUUUAUUCGUUGUUUUUAAUUUUGUUACCUUUUGUUGCAUGAGCUGAGGGUGCAUGGAUUAAGUACACGUAUACCACUAUAUAUGAUGUAUAUUGUCUUUAUUCUCUGUAAUAAUCCCAAAAAUUUAAUACUAUGUUUUAGAGGCAUGUGUGAGGUUUUGAGCUUAAUUAUUCUGGAGAAUAGAAGGGAAAUAUUCUGGACCGAUAUUUUGAUGCUCUCCCUCUUUCUCA
Molecule: messenger RNA, 2289 nt
Organism: Nicotiana attenuata
Lineage: Eukaryota; Viridiplantae; Streptophyta; Magnoliopsida; Solanales; Solanaceae
Product: protein HOTHEAD-like
Exons: 5
Coding region: 322-2052 (576 amino acids)
Molecular function (GO): flavin adenine dinucleotide binding; oxidoreductase activity, acting on CH-OH group of donors
Source: RefSeq, a predicted model, not a curated record